ACCCUUUCCAAUUCCCAUCAUCAUGGCACCUCUCAAAGCCCUCAUCAUCGGAGGCGGCGUCGCCGGCCCAGCAGCAGCAUACUGGCUCCUCCGCCUCGGCGCACACAUCACCCUCGUCGAACGAGCCCCCCAGAUGCGCGCUUCAGGCCAACAAGUCGACCUCCGCGGCCAAGGCGUGCCCCUCAUGAAGAAGAUGGGCAUCGAAGAGGCCGUGCGAGCCGCCACCGUCCACGAGCCCGGCAUGCAGCUCAUCGACCGCAGCGGCAAGACAAAGGCCUUCUUUCCCGUCGCAGAAAGCGGCUCGGGCAGGCAAGGCUUCACGUCAGAAUACGAAAUCAUGCGAGGGGAUCUAGUCAGGAUCCUGUACGCACUUACAGAGAACCACCCCAACGCGCGGCAUCUGUUCAACACCACCGUCAAGAGCUUCACUCAAGACGACGAGAGUGAUGCCCAUGGCAAGGUCCACGUCACUUUCCAAGACGACCACCAGGAAGACUUUGAUCUCGUCAUCGGCGCAGACGGAACCGGCUCCUGGACGCGCAGAAUCAUGCUCGGCGACGGCGCCCCGGAUCCUCGGCGCUCCAUGGGGGGUUACAUCGGCUACUUCAGCGUCCCCACGCGUCCCGGCGACUCGGACCGGGCGACCUUUUGUCACUUGCCCGGGUCGCGCAUCAUCGGAACGAGAAAGGACGUCCCCGAGCUGACGCGGGUGUACAUGAUGUUUCGCGGGAAGAAGCCCGACCUUGACGCGGCGCUCGAAUCCGGAGACCAGGCGAGAAUCAAGAAAGCCUUGGCUGAUUUGUAUCAGGGGGGUGGAUGGGAAUGCGACCGCUUCACGGAUGCGCUUCUCCAUGCUCCCGAGGCAGACGAUCUCUACAUCACGCCCAUCCAAGAAGUGCAUCUUCCCCCAGGAUCGUGGUCCAAGGGCCGAGUCGUCCUUCUCGGAGACGCGGCUCACUGCCAUACAGCAGGCGGCUACGGAUGCGCCUGGGGCUUAGUAGGAGCCUAUGUGCUAGCAGGAGAGAUCGCAAAGCAGUUGACAAAGGGCGACUCAUCACCGUCAGCGGCCAUCAUCCAGGGAGCCAAGAAUUACGAGCAAGUGUUUCGGCCCGUUGCCACAUCCAUGCAUGGCGGCUACGAGUGGUUUGAGGACCUACUCAUGCCCAAAACGACUCUCGGCAUCUGGGCAAUUCAUGCGUUUGCGAGAGUGGCCGCAUGGCUUCGUUUGGGCGAGAUGAGCGGCUUGGAUGAGAUGACUACGAAAUGGCAGCUGCCCGAAUACCUAGAGCUGGACGAGGAUAGAGGCAGAGCGGCGUUGUAAGCAUCUUGGUUGGCAUGCAAUCGAUGCUCUUCUUUCUUGUAUAAUAGA
Molecule: messenger RNA, 1369 nt
Organism: Trichoderma reesei QM6a
Lineage: Eukaryota; Fungi; Ascomycota; Sordariomycetes; Hypocreales; Hypocreaceae
Exons: 1
Coding region: 23-1321 (432 amino acids)
Molecular function (GO): FAD binding
Source: RefSeq, a predicted model, not a curated record